AUGCCAGCAUUCAGACCGGGGGGGAUAAGAGCCGAAAUUAUUGAGGCGUACCGGCGUGAUCUAGAAAAUGCGGAAGCCAAUUUCGAUGUGCGAUACGCCGCCAAUUCGUGUCCGAAAGAAGACAUCACAGGAUUCACUGCCGAGGAACUGAUCGCCAGGGGCGGGUUCGGUACCGUGUACAAAGCUCGUAAGGACGGGAAGGUCUAUGCCAUAAAAAAACAGCCCAAAGGAGAGCGGCGAGUCAAACUCAUCCGAGAGAAGAAAACGCAAUAUGCUUUCAGCAAUAUCUUUCUCGUGGAGCUAUUGAGCACAUGCACGACCCCUUCCCAAACGUAUAUGAUCAUGGAAUACGCGCCCUACGGUGAUCUCUACAAUAUAGGGAGCAUCCCCCACCCGGAAACGAGACUCAAGGUGCUUCUCGCUCAAGUUGUAUUGGGUCUUGAGUACAUACAUCGCUGUAACCUGAUUUAUCGCGAUUUGAAACCAGCCAAUAUUUUGGUUUUCGGAAAAGGUCUUUUGAAAAUCUGCGAUUUUGGAGUCACCGUGAGGGCGUCCUCAGAACCCCGAGGUCCCUGUGGAACUUUGAGAUUCACUUCACCAGAGAUGUACAGAGACGAGCCUUAUGAUUGCGCAGUGGACUGGUGGGCUCUCGGGAUUAUGAUGUAUGAGCUACUGACCGAAAAAUCCGCCUGCCCCUUCUAUGAGUGCAGCCGUUUGUCGAGAUCCGAGAGGAUAGAACUUAUUUGUCUAACAGAGCCCAAGCAACUUCAGAGUCCUCCGCACUCUGAUCAGGCGAAAGAAAUCAUGGCACAACUUCUGUUCAAAGACUCCAAACGGAGACUUGGCUCGGGCUCGGGCGGUUGCGAAGGCUUGAAAAAGCAUGCUUGGUUCUCAGACAUUGAUUUCGACAAUUUAAUAGUCGAACAGGACUUCCCCCUAAUUGAACUGCCACCCGAAGAACAGAGGACAGGGAAAGACCCAAUUCAUUUCAACGAUGAUGAUCCGCAACCUUCGUGCCCAGAUCCAAAAAAGGACCCUUACGCGCAUUUUUGA
This is a messenger RNA of Galendromus occidentalis (western predatory mite), 1053 nucleotides long. Its product is annotated as cAMP-dependent protein kinase type 2-like. Gene Ontology annotation, biological process: protein phosphorylation. The coding region runs from base 1 to 1053 and encodes 350 amino acids. NCBI's taxonomy places the organism in Eukaryota, Metazoa, Arthropoda, Arachnida, Mesostigmata, Phytoseiidae. The transcript has a single exon. Gene Ontology annotation, molecular function: protein kinase activity; ATP binding. The record is from RefSeq and is a predicted model, not a curated record.